GGCUCCCCUGCCGCCGGAAGGAGCCGUGCGUUUCUUGGUCCCCGGCCUGAAGCGCUGAAGUUGGGAGCUGCCAUGGAGAGUUCUGAGCCUAACCCUACAGAUGACACUUCCAUGGACGCGUUCCUGGAAAAGUUCAAGAGCCAGCCUUACCGCGGCGGCUUCCACGAGGACCAGUGGGAGGAGGAAUUUGACAAGAUCCCCCUAUUUAUGAAAAAAGCGCCAUCAGAAAUUGACCCCAAGGAGUUUCCUGAUUUGGCUUGCCUGCAGUCGAUUAUUUUUGAUGAUGAGCGAUCUCCAGAAGAGCAAGCCAAGACCUACAAAGAUGAGGGCAAUGACUACUUUAAAGAAAAAGACUAUAAGAAAGCCGUACUCUCAUACAGCGAAGGGUUGAAGAAGAAGUGUGUGGACCCUGACUUGAAUGCCAUCCUGUAUACCAACCGGGCAGCAGCACAGUACUAUCUCGGCAAUUUUCGUUCUGCCCUCAACGAUGUGCUGGCUGCCAAGAAGCUGAAGCCUGGUCACCUGAAAGCCAUCAUGAGAGGUGCCCUGUGCCAUCUUGAACUGAAACACUUUGCUGAGGCUGUGAACUGGUGUGAUGAGGGACUACAAAUUGAUGCCAAAGAGAAGAAACUUUUAGAAGUGAGGGCAAAAGCAGACAAGCUAAAGAGGAUGGAAGAGAGGGAUCUGAGGAAAGCAAAGCUGAAGGAGAAGAAGGAACAGGGUCAGAAUGAGGCUCUGCUCCAGGCCAUCAAGGCUAGGAACAUCAGGCUUGUCUCCGAAUCUGUCGGUGAGGAUGAAGAGUCAGCCUCCAUUGGUCCAGCUGAGAUGCGCCUGGAUGGGCUCAGCCCUGAGAACCCCUGUGGAGCACGGCUCAGCAUAGAUGACCAGGGCAGGCUGAGCUGGCCUGUGCUGUUUCUGUACCCGGAGUAUGCGCAGUCUGACUUCAUCUCUGCUUUUCAUGAGGACACCAGGUUUAUUGACCACCUAAUGGCGAUGUUUAGUGAAGCACCCUCCUGGGACUCAGAGCACAAGUACCACCCAGAUAAUUUGGAGGUCUACUUCGAGGAUGAGGACAGGGCGGAACUAUACCAGGUGUCCCCUGGGAGCACCCUGCUGCAGGUGCUGCAGCACCCCAGGUGCUCCGUGAAGGCCCUUACCCCAGCAUUCCUGGUCUGUGUAGGAUCCUCGCCUUUCUGUAAGAAUUAUCUCCAGGGGAAAAGGGUGCACAGGUAACAUGGGAGCCAGACCCUGUGCCCUCAGCUUCCUCAGCCUGGAGCCUGCACACUUGAAUCAUGUGGCCUAGAGUCCAACACUCUAUCCCCAGAGUCAGUGGUUCCCAGCCUCUCUCUUUCUCUUUUUUUUUUUGUUUUUUUUUUUUUUUGUUGUUGUUGUUUUUUCGAGACAGGGUUUCUCUGUGUAGCCCUGGCUAUCCUGGAACUCACUCUGUAGAUCAGGCUGGCCUUGAACUCAGAAAUUCACCUGCCUCUGCCUCUGAGUGCUGGGAUUACAGGUGUGUGCCUCCACGCCCUGCUUGGUUCCCAGCCUCUUAUUGGGAAGAAGCUGCUAGACUCCUGAACUUAAGCCUGUCUGGCUGAGCGCCGAACUCCAGCAGGGCCUCCCCCUCCUCAGAUUCACAGCAAUGCCCUGGCCAGUACAUCUUUGGAGUCUGUCUCUGAAGAAAGCAUCCACUGCUGGCUUUGGUAGUCCCUGGCCCAGAGACCAUCUCAGGAUGCAGAAACAGUCUUAACCUUUGUGGCAUCGGGCAUGUACAGAAGGCACAGCUCCAAGGCAAUGAACCAGCCCUGCACACUACUCUAAGGCCUUAAGGCUUCAAAGACUGGCUCAGUUGCUUCACCAGCAUGGAGGCAAGCUAAGGAAUGCUGUGGAGGCUGUGAGGAACUGGACCAUGAGCCACAUCCUGUUUCUGGGUUGACUGUAUACACUGAGAUCCCUGGACUACUCAGAGCCCUACUGGAUGGUCUGACCAGGAGAGUUGCAGUGUGAGACCUGCAACAGACUUGGCAGGACCCGAGUAAUUCCCCCAUUCCUCAGCUCAAGUUAUGCUCCUGCCUCUGCAGAAGAAUGCUGAAUUAGGUGUGCACCACUGUGUCUGGCCUGUCACAGGCUGUUUGUCUUGAGCUGUACUCUGCGUCUUAGAGAUUGUGUGUAUUCUUACCUGCAGCCGAGUGGCUUCCUGCACUGCCCACACCAUCUCCCCAGGGAGCAUACUUCUUAAUGCCACGCUAGGGCUGAGAGACGGGGCUUGUGCCAUGUCCGACAGAAGCGUGAGGAGCCCACGGGCAGUGGUUUGCAGCAGGCUUGUGUUCCUUUCUCAGACAGGAGCAUUCCCUUCUCCUGGAUGUCUGAGCAGAGCUCACAGCAGCCGGCCUAAAGCCAUUGUUUGUAACAUGAGUGGCAAAUGUUUUUGUAGUAAACACAGAGAUUUGGGGGAUUGUUUGUCUUUAUAGGAAAACUGACUAAGACAUCAUUAAACAGAAAUCAGCUGGUGGCCUUCAGAUGGGCUCAUUUGGGAUCUUGUGUUGUUUGUAUCCUUGUUUCUGGAAGAGAAAUUAUUUGGAAUAUUUAGGAAGACCAGUGCAGGUUUCUUUUCCAGGGCAGGUCCCUGUAAAUCUACCAAACCUUGUCCCCCCAAUAUCCCCCCCACACAGACACACACACACACAAACACACACAUACAUGCGCACACACACACCAGCCAGAGACUUCCUUUGUAAGAACUCAAAGUCUAUGUGAGGGACCUAAGAGUGCCACUGUGGGUGUGGACUUAGGACCCUCAUCCUGGGGCUAGAGAGAUGGCUCAGCAGUUAAGAGCACUGACUGCUCUUCCAAAGGUCCGGGAGUUCAAAUCCCAGCAACCAUAUGGUGGUUCACAACCAUCUGUGAUGGGGUCUGAUGCCCUCUUCUGGUGUAUCUAAAGACAGCUACAGUUUACUUGCAUAUAAUAAUAAAUAAACCUUUUAAAAAAAUGACCCUCAUCCUAGCUGCCUUAGAAAGUCUUCCACUAGCAGCCUUCUGAUGAAGACUAGACCAGUUCCUCCUGCACCAUGCCUGCCUGGAUGCUGCCAUGAUCUCGCCUUGAUGAUAAUGGACUGAACCUCUGAACCUGUAAGCAAGCCAAUUAAAUGCUGUCCUUAUAAGA
Messenger RNA from Apodemus sylvaticus (European woodmouse), 3160 nucleotides. It is a transcript of the gene Ttc4, whose product is annotated as tetratricopeptide repeat domain 4. The transcript is spliced from 10 exons. Bases 73 to 1233 code for a protein of 386 amino acids. The record is from RefSeq and is a predicted model, not a curated record. Gene Ontology annotation, molecular function: Hsp90 protein binding. Lineage: Eukaryota; Metazoa; Chordata; Mammalia; Rodentia; Muridae.